Tripterygium wilfordii is the source of this 1126-nucleotide messenger RNA. Its product is annotated as (+)-neomenthol dehydrogenase-like. Gene Ontology annotation, molecular function: oxidoreductase activity, acting on the CH-OH group of donors, NAD or NADP as acceptor. Lineage: Eukaryota; Viridiplantae; Streptophyta; Magnoliopsida; Celastrales; Celastraceae. The record is from RefSeq and is a predicted model, not a curated record. Gene Ontology annotation, cellular component: membrane. Bases 99 to 971 code for a protein of 290 amino acids. The transcript is spliced from 3 exons.
GGGUUGUUUUUCAUCAACCAGCUCUCUCUCAUAUUUUCUUAAGCAAGAAACACAAUCCUCUUAUUUUCAAAAGUAACAACUUCUUCUCCACAUCAACAAUGGCACCAGCAACAAAGUAUGCCGUUGUGACUGGCUCAAACAAAGGGAUUGGAUAUGAGACAGUGAAGCAAUUGGCUUCCAAUGGCAUCACAGUGGUGUUAGCAGCAAGAGAUGAAAAGAGAGGCCUUGAAGCUGUUCAAAAGCUUAAUGAACUUGACCUUUCUGGCAAAGUGGUUUUUCAUCAGCUUGAUGUAGCAGACUCAGCUAGCAUCGCUUCCUUCGCUGAUUUCAUCAAAACCCAGUUCGGAAAACUUGACAUCUUGGUCAACAAUGCUGGAAUGCUUGGCGUAACUAUUGACAUUGAAGCCAUAAGAGCUUCAGGUGGACAAAUUGAUCCUAGUCGCGCAAUGAUUCAAACAUACGAAUUAACCGAGCUCUGCCUCAAAACAAAUUACUAUGGACCCAAAACCAUGAUUGAAUCACUAGCUCCUCUUCUUCAGCUAUCAGAUUCACCCACAAUUGUCAACGUCUCCUCCUACUAUGGCAAGUUAGAGUAUAUAACAAAUGAAUGGGCUAAAGAAGUGUUGGGUGAUGGAGAGAAACUCACAGAAGAUAGACUUGAAGAGGUGUUGAGAGAGUUUCGGAAGGAUUUCAAAGAAGGUUCACUGGAAAGCAACGGGUGGCCUACAUUUACAGCUGCAUACAAGAUGUCAAAAGCAGCCUUAAAUGCAUACACAAGGAUUGCAGCCAAAAAGUAUGAGAGUUUCUGCGUCAACUGUGUUUGUCCUGGCUUUGUCAAAACAGAUUUUAACCGUAACAAAGGCACCUUGACCGUCGAAGAAGGUGCGGAAAGCCCUUUGAAGUUGGCAUUGCUGCCUAAAGGAGGUCCUUCUGGUCUCUUCUUCAUGCGAGAUGAAGUUUCGGGCUUCUAAUAUGUGUAAUUUUAUGUUCAAAAUACGAAGUCAGUUUUUGUAAUUGUGGAUCAAUGCACAAUUGAUCUCCAAGAUGUUUGGCAAAACUAGUAAAUAAAUUGUCACAUCCUAUGUGAACUGUUUUUUUUUUUAAAUUAGAAUUGUCAACUUUUAUA